This is a messenger RNA of Durotheca rogersii, 1734 nucleotides long. RefSeq lists its product as uncharacterized. The transcript has a single exon. The record is from RefSeq and is a predicted model, not a curated record. Lineage: Eukaryota; Fungi; Ascomycota; Sordariomycetes; Xylariales; Xylariaceae. Bases 146 to 1612 code for a protein of 488 amino acids.
UUCCCACCCCUGCCCCGUCUCGGAAAUCCGUCGCCCACCAGAUCCGACCCGGACUCGUGCGCUAUCGUCAACCAAUGACCAGACAUCGAAAGUAUUGUCGCAUCGGUAUUCGGGGGGAUUCUCCGGAGCUCCCACCGCCUUCAGUAUGGCCCCGGUUCCGCAUUAUCCCCUGAACGGCAUCGACAUGGACUUUAGUCGCUACGACCAUAGGCCUCUCGGCCCUCGCGACAUUAUUGUCAACCGGAUAAUGGAGGACUAUAUGUCUCCGCGUCUCGUGACGCCGGGCGCCUACCGAACUAUAUUCUGGACGCAUGCGAGUCUCGAGCAGCUCAGAGAUCAUGAGCCCAAGUUACGUCUCGAUAUGUCUCUGCUGGAAAGGCUCCUGGACACGCAGUUCAAUUGGGUCUCACCUGUGCGGGGAAUGUCACCUAGUGAUCAAAUACUUCAUUUCAUGUGGCCUACGAAGGAUAGAACCUUAGAUUCCGUCGUUGUGGGAUUUGUCGAGCGGCAUUACCUCGAAUCCGAUGCUGGUACGCGGAUCUGGAUGAAGCAAUUCAAGCAUAUACACCCCAAGAAAAAGGUUAAGUGGAAGAAGGGCAUGGUCGAACAUGCGAAGGCGUAUCAGGCAUUCUCGGAAACACACUAUCGCUAUUUACUAUAUUCUGGUGGCCACCUCAUCCCUAUCGACCCGCCUUCUUACUUUCGCUUGCCUCUCUACCCUGUGUUCUUUGGUAUGACCUGGUUCAUGAUGGCAAAUCUUCUGUUGUGGAGGAGAGGCAGUGUCAUGAGUCCCCGGCUCCGUAUAAACCCACUAGUCACAACAGAGUGGCUGGGGCGAAAGAGGCCACCGCGGUCUUCAAGUGUUCCUUCGCCUAAGGCGUGGACUGCAGUGGAGAUUGAGGGCAAUUUACCGGGCGAGGAGUGGUUUGUCUACUUCCCUCGCCGACGCAUAUCCGAAUUGGAUAAACUGUCGCGGCGGAGAAGCUUGAGCCGAACUCACAUCCGAGCCAUGUUCACGGACGGGCCGAAGCCAGUGCCCGACGGCUCCGGUAGAGCGAGCGCGUCGGCGAAAGCCAAACACGCGUGUGCUAACUGCGCCGAGAUUACCCAUCAGACGUCGGAUUGCCCCUUUCCCUGCGGUUAUUGCAAGUCGAGUUCCCACAAAUCGAGAAACUGCAAGAUAAAGGCGAACAACCGGUGCAAGUGCCGGCCUUUUCCGCAGUUUCACACAGCUUUCGAGUGUUUCGUUCGAUGUAGCCGCCGGUGCGGGGCAGCCCACAUUCCCGGACACUUCAAGCACAAGACCGCGAUGCUAUGCUCUCACCGUUGCUGCAUGUGCGGAGUGAGAGGACACUGCGGGAGGCAGUGCUCGUUGAAGAAGUGCCCCUGCGGGGGGCAACACCUCACCCAGGACUGUCGAUGGAAGGUCGAGUGCCCUGCCAAGAACUGCGACCUGUACUACUGCCAUCUCCAUUGCAGAGAGUGCGGGAAGAAGAAGGACAAACAGUCCAAAGACGGCUUCGUUGGCAGAACGUGCCCGGAAUGCUUGAAGAACGGCCAGCCGGUUCUGCGCAGACGGGAGGCAAUACACUCUACGGCGGAGGGCGAAUAAUAGCGGAAAGUUGCCGGUGAAAGCGCUCCGCAGAUGCCAUGGCUGCGAGGGUUUACCGCUACCGCGCCCGCAACCCGUAGUUGUAAUUCCAUCCAAUCUCGCAAUAUUAGCUCUAGAACUAC